AUGGCUGUUUUUAUGUGCUGUAUCUGCAGUGCUCCACGAUUUCUGUGUUUCAAAGAUGAUUCUUCGCUAGAUGCAUCUAAACUCUCUAGAACCCUAAGAACCAGUGCCGGUCCUCCUGUUGCGUCUUCAUCUCUCUUCAGGAUGCUUGCCACUACCAAUGUGAGCACUGAUGUGGCCUCUAUGAUGUUGGAUGGCACGGUGAAGAUUCCAAAACAGUUGUUUGGUAACGGCGGAGCCUCUGCCAUGCCAGUGCAUGAGUUGGUUCAGCCUGCCAGAGGAGAUAAAAAGUUUUUGGAAAAAAAGGAGAAGAUGCAUGAUCUCGAGCAACAAAUUAUCAAUGCCUCACAACAGGACACACUCCAUGAGUACUUUGGCAUGAUGAAGGCUGUCCAAGACGCAUUUGCAGAAGCUGCAUCAUCAAAGGUAUUUGGCGUUGACAAAUCAAGGAUCCGGGAAAUACUGAGGACACAAAAACUGUUGCCAUCACAUUACCAUUAGAAUGUAAAGCCUUUCCUUAUUGGCCAAUAGAAGUUUGUCUGCGUAGAAUGGUAAGGAGAUUGUCAAGGCUGAGCACAAAGUGUGUAAUUCCAUUCUUAAGGUUGGGCACAAAAGUGUGUUAUUUCAGGAGUGGAGAAGGUUGUUUGUUUUUUUGGUUCAAAUAUUUUGUACACAUGAUAUUCUAAGAACUCUGUGGCUCGCACUAAGUUAGUUUUCUGUUUUUGUACUCCGUGCUAACAUUUUGGUUUAUG
This is a messenger RNA of Arabidopsis thaliana (thale cress), 749 nucleotides long. RefSeq names its product sorting nexin. The transcript is spliced from 4 exons. The record is from RefSeq and is marked reviewed. NCBI's taxonomy places the organism in Eukaryota, Viridiplantae, Streptophyta, Magnoliopsida, Brassicales, Brassicaceae. The coding region runs from base 1 to 498 and encodes 165 amino acids.